UAUAAUGUUGACACUGUAAAUGUUAUUUGGAUAAUACGUGUACAUGAUUUCUUGGAUUAGGGUUUUGGCGGCACUGAAGCUUGGCUGUACAAGUAAAUGGAAGAAUCUGGGAUUUGAUGAGGCAUAUCUCGGUUCCUUAUAUAUUUCAAGUACUUUCUUCUGAUCAGUUCUAAGAUGAACAAAAUAUAUGGUUGAAUUUGCUUUACUGAGGCCAGAUAGGUAUUGAUAAGUGUACAGAAUUUUGGGAGGAAUUCAAUUGAGGAGGGUAUGCUUAGUCUAGUUGUGGUUUUGAUUGUACUUUUUGGUGGUAAGACUCAAUUUGUGGUGAUUUAGUGGAUCUCCCCACAACAAUUAGCUAUCAGAAAAUUCGAAUAAGAUUGGAUUUUGACAACCACUUUGCUUCUAAUCUUCUCAUCAUGUUGCUAGAAUUUCUUGCACGCCUUAAGAAUCACUGCUCUUUUUCAUCAAGCAAGGUUGAUGAUUUGAAAGAUUCAGACAGAAUAGUCCGUAGGCUUUCUUUAUCUGAGCAAACAAAGCAGUUUGUUUAUGCCAUUUAUGAACCAGAAUCGAAGGCUGUGGUUUAUGUACUAGCUGCACAGAACUUAUCUGAACGGUCAGUUUCUGAUGCAGUGUCUCUCAUAAAGGAGGUUCGGCCACAGGCAGUUUUGGCUGAAAUUUCUCUGUCCACCCUAGAUGAGAUUCUAGCUGAGAACAGCAAUUCAAGGGGUGAUAUGGUGAGUUCAAUGCCAACAACUUCUUUUGGGGUUCUCAAAGAUUGUGUUCUCAAUAAGAUCAGUAAAGAGAUGCAUGAGAAAGUGGCAUCGAACUUGGUUUUGCAAGAAAUAUUUGGUGUUGGUUUUCAUGAGCAUGUCAUUGCAGCCAAAAGGGCUGCAGAGGAAGUGGGUUCCUGUUUCUUUUUGUUUAGAUCUUCAUUUGUAAAUGAUGAAGGGAAUGGCUGUAACAAAUCUGAUAUACAGGGUAAGUUUCAACCUCCAGUUCAUGAGCAAUGUGGUUUGUUUUCACAAAAAUCAGGCUGUGUUUCCCCAAAGAGAUUCUGUCUCACUGAUAAUUUUCAGUUGCAGAGUGCAAAAUCCUGUGCACCAGAAGUUGAAGUUGGAGACUUUCUACCUAGAUGCAAUUACCAGGCUCCCCCAUUUGCUCAGCCCAUUUAUCCUUUGCUGACUGAUUUACGUGAUAUUUUUGUUGAUCUACCAUCCUUACGAAUGGCUUUGGUUCAUGCACAGAAGAUGCUUUUUGAUGUGAACCGUGGAGAGUUCAUUGAUGCACAAACUCUAGCUGAAGUUCAAACCUUCAGAAUUGGCGUUGAAGGACUCAGAAUUGCUCUCAACAGUGCCGCCAGGCGCCCCAUGAUCAGCAAAAUGAAGCUUUCUGACCCACCCAGAGUGAGUUUCUCUGAGCUUUCUAUAGAUGAUAACUCUCAUGUCCUUUUAGCACAAGCCCUUAAGAGCCAGACCAAGAAUUUCAAAUCCAUUGUGGCUAUAGUGGAAGCCAAAAGCUUAGCAGGGCUAAGGAAAAACUGGAAAACACCUACCUCGUUGGAGGUUGAGGAUCUGGCCAAACAAUGCCUUACAGAGUACAAAGGUGACAAGAAGAGCCUAGCUAUUGAAAAGAAGUUAACUGAUGAUAAAACAAUGGUGGCAGUUGGGGCUGGAGAUAUCUCUAUAUCUACUUUUCUCAAGCUGGCUGCCCUGAAAGCCUUUGUUUUACUUGAACUCUUUUCUAAAUACAUGCAAGAUUCUGCCAUAAUUGCCUUUGGGAAAAACAUUGGCCUAUCAAAUGCUUCUGCCUUGAAGGCUGGUGCUUCUGCCCAGAAAAUGCAUGCACUGGUGCACAGCUUCAUAGCCUCUGCCGAGCGAACAAGUUUUCAGAUCAUGCGGACGGCAUUCUAUGAGAUAAUGAGGAAGCGAGGGAUGCAGCCAAUUGGGUCAAUGUUAUGGCCCACCUUUGGGUGCAGUUUGGCCAUGUGCUCUGGGCUGUUUGUUUAUGGAGAAGGGGUUGAAUGUGCUGUAGAAUCUCUUCCUGAUGCGCCCUCAAUGGCCUGUUUGGGACGCGGAGUUCGUAGCCUGUACCAGGCAUCUCAGGAAGCUAGUAGGGCAAAUUGCAAAGAUGCAAGAGAGAAUAAAUUCCCUCAUGUACAGUUCUAAAAGCAUAAAGAUUUAUCAGUGAGAGUUCAAUAGUUUCCUUUAGUGUAUAUUGUUUGAACUAUUCAUGAAUUUUCGUUGCAUGGAUGAAGUAUUAGAAAUUGUAUGUCAUAAUUCCCAAUA
Corylus avellana is the source of this 2285-nucleotide messenger RNA. RefSeq lists its product as uncharacterized. NCBI's taxonomy places the organism in Eukaryota, Viridiplantae, Streptophyta, Magnoliopsida, Fagales, Betulaceae. The record is from RefSeq and is a predicted model, not a curated record.